AUGUCGACCAUUUCUCGUACUGCCGGUCAGAUUGCGGCUUUCCCUAGGUUCUCUUCUGGAAAUAACGUUAUCGAGGGCAUGUUACUCUUCCACCGUGCUAAAUCGCAGUCACACUCUCCACCAGUUCAGAGUCUGAAUAUGAUUAUGGCAUGGAUCUUAUCUUCCACUUCGUCGUACUUCCUCGGUAAGGUUGAGGAAUCGUCUGCACGGAAUCUCUUGUAUAAACUCAAGAGAUGGGUGUUCGGGGACUUCCUGUGUAAAAUGUACAACUUCGUGCACUACCUGAGCUACACGGCCUCGGUCAUGAUCCUCGUCGUGAACUGCGUCGAGAGAUACGUGGCCAUCAUGUGUCCCUUUCGCUCCAAGACGCUCCUCAGACACAGGAACCUUGUGGUGGCGCUGGUGGUGGUGUGGGUGGGCAGCGGCGUGUACUGCUGCCCGCGGCUGCUGUACUUCCGCGCCGCCUCGCACGACCUCCCGGGGGCGCAGUACACGGAGGUCAUCUGCCUGGCGGACCGCGAGCUCUACGACUCGCGCACCUUCGACACCAUCAACUUCGUGCUGCUGUACGUGAUGCCGCUCAGCGUCAUGUCCCUCCUGUACUGGCGCAUCGGCCGCUACCUGUGGAUCAACGGGCGCCUGGUGGAGGCGGCGAGGGUGCAGCGGGGUGUCGCCGCCGCCACCAAGUACGAAAACAACGGGCUGCCGCUGCACGGGCCCUGUGCGGCCCCUCCUCCUUCGCCAGCCCUCACCCCGCUUCCGCCUGCGGCCUCCUCCCGGGCGUCCCCGUGCUGCCGGACGGGCCUGCAGAACGAGAUCCUAAACCAGCAGGAGGAGCGGGACAACCACGUGCUGUCCGUGCACCACAGCGGCGCAGGGUCGAGCUCCUCCCACGGCAGGUACUCGGCAGGGAGGUGGCGGCAGUGGAGGCCCACCAGCGGCAACAGCGACAUGCCCAUCGGGCCCUACCACUCGGAGCGCCUCAUCCGCACGUGGAGGAAGGUGGUGAAGCUGCUGGUGGCCGUCGUGAUGUGCUUCGCGCUCUGCAACCUGCCCUUCCACCUCCGGAAGAUGCUCACGUACUACCACCCGCGCUACAACCCCACCACGGACGCCGCCCUCAUCUUCACGCCCCUCUCCAACGUCCUCAUGUACCUCAACUCGGCGCUCAACCCCAUCGUCUACUCCUUCAUGUCGCACAACUUCCGCGCAUGCGUCAGGGACGUCCUGAACCGCUACGCACGCAAGGGAAAACGCCGCCACGCCUCCGGGCCACGCCUCCCCCCGCCCCCGGUCAUCACAGUGAAGCUAAACGUUGACACCCUGCUGAGUCUCUGUGAGUUUCACAUAGAACAAAGUGUUUGUGCAGAGCUAUAG
This is a messenger RNA of Penaeus monodon (black tiger shrimp), 1377 nucleotides long. Its product is annotated as trissin receptor-like. Gene Ontology annotation, molecular function: G protein-coupled receptor activity. Gene Ontology annotation, cellular component: plasma membrane. Gene Ontology annotation, biological process: G protein-coupled receptor signaling pathway. Lineage: Eukaryota; Metazoa; Arthropoda; Malacostraca; Decapoda; Penaeidae. The transcript is spliced from 6 exons. Bases 1 to 1377 code for a protein of 458 amino acids. The record is from RefSeq and is a predicted model, not a curated record.